AUGGAACAUAAAGCUCACCAAUCUCUGCAACCAUGCGCAAGCAAAUACCUCCAGUACAGGUGGGAUAAGAGCAGCUAUGACAUACAUGAUAAAAAGAUUCAGUCUACAAAGGCAAAGGUUAACACGUCUCCACCUAAGAUCUACAGUCACAUUCUUGCGAAAAGGAAAAAGAGAAUGAUGGAGGAAGAACGCGUUUCAAAGAUCCAAAGAGAAAAUCAUAUGCUACUGAAUAAAAUAACCCACAUCAAGCAAACUGCUGGGCGAAUUGACUGCAGAAAUGAGUAUGUGAAUAAAAGGCAUGACACAGACAAAAGGCAAGAAGCACUGCUUGAAAUUGUGAAGACGAAUAAAAUAAUCCUCAGACGAUUAUCACAGUGCACAUCGUACUACAGUGUAGAAGGGUGGAAUGAACAGUGGUUAAAAACCCUUGAUCAUAUGAAGAGCCUUGGGCGAUUUCCACCAUUAAGACAUGUUCAGCCAUCUGUAGAUGUGUUGCCACAGAAGACCAUGGUGUUAUCUAAAGGGAAGGCAAAUCACAUGAGAUAAAAACAUGAAAAAUGAGAUAAAUACAAGAAGUUGCAAGAAAGAAAAUUGACCAAUACUUUUAAUUUAAAUUUCAGAUAAUCGGCUUUUUAUGAAUGAUCUUCUAUAGAAGUCUAAAGCUAAAAAUGCUUGUAUUUAAUAGACUACAGUAUAUUUGUCUGUAACUGACUUUUUCAAAACACUGCUAUUACUAUAAUGUACAGGACGCAACUAGAACAAUGUAGUACCUAUUGUAAUGUGCAGACAUGCAUGAAGAAGUUUAAAGAAGUGGAAACCAACACUGAAAACAAAAUAAACAGUGGGAGACAAUCAGCUAUGACAAAGGGGAUUUUCGAAGAGGAUUUGAGGAUCGAG
Clarias gariepinus (North African catfish) is the source of this 897-nucleotide messenger RNA. RefSeq names its product CFAP97 domain containing 2 (gene cfap97d2). The record is from RefSeq and is a predicted model, not a curated record. Lineage: Eukaryota; Metazoa; Chordata; Actinopteri; Siluriformes; Clariidae. The transcript has 5 exons. Bases 1 to 546 code for a protein of 181 amino acids.